AUGAAUAUCGAGGAACGGAAGCUCAUGCAGAAAGCCCAAAAAGCUGGUCAGUUCACUGACUUCGCCUUUCUCUGCAAAGGUAAAAAGAUCCCCGUGCACAAAAUCAUAAUCUGCGCACAAUCCAAGGUUUUCAAUGCCGCUUGCACCAGUGAUUUCAAGGAAGCCAGAUCUGGAGUCUAUGGCUUGAGCGAGUACCCCCUGGAAUUGGUCGAGAUGAUGGUCGACUACUUCUACGUCGGGCACUACGAUAAUCCGAUUAGAGUUGCAUCCAAGCUUUCCCUUUCGAUGCAUUCGUCGAUGCUGGCCUUGGCAGACAAGUAUGACAUCCAAGGCCUUGUAAGGCAGGCCAUCGAUUUGUAUAUCCGCCGACUGAAACAUAAGCAUGUUGAACUGGAAGAUUUUCUCAAUUCACUUCCGGUCCUGCACGAACUGCCCAUAUCGGUUUCCAGGGAUGCUAUCGAUGCAGCCGUCGCCCACACAAGGGAGACAGUGCUGACUUGCAUAUGUAGGAAGGCCACCAAGAGAUUGAUCGACCAGAUAUCUGACGCUAGUCAGGACUUCCUGAAGGAGGUGAUGAUGUCUAUCAUGAGUACCCCUCUGGAGUCAAGAUGUGGCGAUUGCAACCAACGAACUCGCUCAUUGAAGAUCUCCCAAGAAAUACGGUAUUCUAGCCCGUACCUUACGUAUCGACAAUAUAAUCCUUAUCAGAACGGAGUUGCUGGACUCUAG
Molecule: messenger RNA, 729 nt
Organism: Fusarium oxysporum Fo47
Lineage: Eukaryota; Fungi; Ascomycota; Sordariomycetes; Hypocreales; Nectriaceae
Product: BTB/POZ domain-containing protein
Exons: 3
Coding region: 1-729 (242 amino acids)
Biological process (GO): regulation of proteolysis; proteasome-mediated ubiquitin-dependent protein catabolic process
Cellular component (GO): cytoplasm
Molecular function (GO): ubiquitin protein ligase binding
Source: RefSeq, a predicted model, not a curated record